GUGAUAUGCAUCAAUUGCUUUCACUCUUGCCCUGACCAUCUGAAUAUGCGCUCAUACUGGACAACAAUUUCGACAUCAUCGGCUAAACCAAAUUCAUAUUACAGUGAUUUCUGAGAACUUGACAUCCAUGGAGAAGAAAUAACAGUCAUUAAACCCAAUACAUAAAGUGCUCGGUAUUAGGGGUUCAAUUUUCAUACUAGACUGCGAAAUAGGUUUGGCAAGCUGAACUACCUCUUGUUGCGAAGAUUACUGCUGAGAGUGUAAAUAAAUAUGUACGUUCUGCACAUAUAAAAAGUCCAGUUGAAUUACAAAAAAAACACAGUAGCUGAAUGGGCAUGCGACAAAGUGGUAAUUCGUACCAACAGAGUUUUAUUUCACAACCCGAAUAAAACCGACAACGGGAUUUAGUAUACCCGGGAUAAUAAUAAAGGGUACCGGUAUUUGGCAAUAUGGAUUUCACUGAAAAACGGCACGUGCAAAGUCCAGAAUUAAAAGCGAAUCCAAUCUCAAGAUUUCUUUUCCUGUGGAUAACCCCCCUAUUUACAAAGGGACGGAAGAAAACGCUUAGUAUUGAUGAUCUUUAUGACCGGCUUCCAGAUGAUGAUGCCAGCACUUUGGGUGACAAAAUGCAGAGGCUAUGGAACGAAGAAUGUGUGCGAGCUAAAAAAUUUGACCAGAAACCAAGAUUCUUGCGUUGUUGCAUAAGAUUCUUUAGAGCGAAAUUCUUCUGGUUGUUUCUAUUUGUUUUAAUAAACGAAUGUAUUUUAAAACUCAGUCAGCCCUUCAUUCUAAGAAACCUGAUACGCUCCUUUACUUCGGAGGACACGUUAGGAAACGAAAAUCUAGAUAUUCAGAACCAACAGUAUUUUUACACUGGAGCCUUGCUAGUGGUCACAUUUUUUUAUUCAAUAAAUAUUCACCACAUUUACAUGGGAUUAAUCCAUCUCGCCAUGAAGGGACGGAUUGCAUGCAAUUCUAUAAUAUACAGGAAGAUCUUUCGAAUUAGUAAAACCGUGCAAUCUGAUAAAGUCAGCAUCGGAAAACUCGUGAAUUUAAUUGCCAGUGAUUCCAAUCGCUUCGAGCAUGCCUUCAUUCAUCUGAGCAGCUUGAUAGCUGGACCUAUCCAAUUGCUGGUUAUGUCCUACUUUUUAUACGAUUUAUUGGGACCAGCUUGUUUUCUUGGACUUGGAAUUAUCGGCGGUGUACUUAUUCCAUUUCAAAUUGUGGUCGGUCGGUUGUCUAUAAAGUAUCGAACCAUGGUUGCCGCUCGGACGGAUGAGCGUGGCAGGAUGCUUAAUGAAAUACUAAUGGGAAUCAGAAUCAUUAAAAUGUACGCGUGGGAAAUUCCAUUCUCGGCCAUUAUUCACCAGCUCAGAAAACGUGAAAUAUUGCCUGUACGAAAGGCAUCUUAUCUCAGAGGAACAUUUCAGUCCCUCAAUUCCUUGGGGAAGACUAUGAUUCCGUUGUGCACUUUCAUACUCUACGUCUCACUGGGCAAUGAACUGACAGCAGACAAAGCGUACUUCACCAUUGCUGUGUAUUCCAUUAUCAUUCCAGCUAUGGCGCAAAAAAUUCCAGUUGCUGUAGCACAAACAGCGGAAAUACUAGUCGCAAUGCGUCGAAUAGAAGAAUUUUUGCUGCUGGAAGAACUUCAGAUACAAGGCCGAGAAUCUACUAUUGAAGACGUCAAAAAAUCACCACCGUCACUGAUUUCAACAAAUCAAAAUGGUUGUGAGAAACUUCAUGUGACCACUCCACAUUUGAUUUUGGAUACAGUUUCAGCAAAUUGGACGAAUGAACGGGUCACCUUACAAGAAAUUUCGAUGAAUGUUUCUGGAAGUCAGUUGGUUAUGGUGGUUGGUCCAGUAGGAUGUGGGAAGAGCUCUCUGUUGAAUUUGAUUAUUUCGGAGCUGAAAAUCCUCUCUGGUUCCAUGAGCAUAAAAGGAAAAUUGUCAUUUGCAUGUCAAGAAACCUGGAUCUUCUCAGGCAAUAUCCUACAAAACAUAUUGUUUGGCUCACUGUAUGAAAUGAAUCGAUAUGACAAUGUGGUUCGGGUAUGUGGACUGGAAGACGAUUUGAAACAACUACCUCACGGUGAUAAAACCAUUGUGGGCGAGCGUGGCGUUACACUGAGCGUUGGACAGAAAGCACGUGUCAGUUUGGCAAGAGCAAUAUAUCGGAAAGCUGACAUUUACCUCUUAGACGACCCCUUGAGCGCUGUAGAUACUCGUGUAAGCCGACACAUUUUUGAAAAAUGUAUAAAACAACAAUUAGCUGGGAGCUUGCGGAUUUUGGUGACCCACCAACUGCAGUAUUUGCCACAAGCCGAUCACAUCAUAGUGUUUAAUGAGCAUGGGAAAAUAGCUGCUCAAGGGACUUAUCAAGAAAUACUUGCUCAGAAAGUUGACUUUAUCAUGGACUCUGGAAGAAAUGACGUCCAGGCAGAUGAGAUCAACAGAAAUUGUGCAAACGUAUUGCCCAGCAGUGGCAUAAUAAGUAAUACUACCAUAAAGGAACACGCUGUGAAGGAUGACUCCAUUUCAAAAAAUGAUCCACGUGAAUCUUUCGAGGAAAAAAAACUUACAGGAUCUGUUACAUGGAAAACCUACUUCACUUAUAUCACGAGUGGAAAUUCGAAAACUGAGCUCAUAAUUGUGGUUUUCUUAUUUCUUUCAUCACAAGCAGUAAUAAGCUUCACCGAUAAGUGGCUGGCCAUUUGGACAAAUCAAGUAUCAAGAAGAAGUAUGAACACAACUUUGAGUACUGAUGAUGAGGCCGAACAUAGCGAUGCAAUAUUCAUCACUGUCUAUUCUGCUUGUGUGCCGACGGUGAUGAUCUUGGUGACGAUGAAAGCAAUUGUAUUCUUUCACUAUUCAAUGUCCAUCGGCGUCAAGCUUCACUCGGUAAUGUUCAGCGCGUUAGUGAGGGCACCUGUUCGAUUUUUCGAUACAAAUUCAUCAGGAAAAAUACUAAAUAGAUUUACUCGAGACGUCAACUGUGUUGAUGAGCAAUUGCCUCCUAGUUUACACGACUGCCUUAACAUACUGCUGUAUUUCGUUGGAAUCAUGGUCGUGGUCGUCAGUACAAAUUUAUAUCUUAUCGCUCCAUGUGCCAUCCUCAUGCUUGUAUUGUGGGGAAUCCGUCGUUUUUACAUGGAGACAGCAAGAAGCAUCAAACGGCUCGAGUCUAUUACCAAGUCGCCAAUAUUUCUGCAUCUCUCUGCCUCUGUCCAGGGUCUGUGUACAAUCAGAGGUUUGGAAGCUGAACAAGUAGUGGUGGAUCAAUUUGAUGCUUAUUUAGAUAUUAAUACGUCGCCUGCUUAUCUAGUUCCAAUUGGGAACAGAUGGAUGGGAUGCUGUAUGGACGUAAUGUGUCUCCUUUACUUGGCAUGCGUUGCUGCAAAUUUUAUGAUCUUCAGUUCAGUUUCCGAAGGGGGAAAUAUAGGAAUGUCCAUCACAUUGACUUUGAAUUUAUUGACAAUCACGCAAUGGGGAAUGAGACAGAGCGCAGAAGUUGAGAAUAUGAUGACGUACGUGGAACGAAUACUUGAGUAUUGCAACAUAAUUCCUGAAGCUGCAUUAGAUUCCAAAGACGCGCCUCCCAAACAUUGGCCAAGCGAUGGCGCAAUUAAAUUCUCCAACGUUAGCAUGUCAUACGAUGAAACGACUACGGGCUCGCAGGUUCUAAAAAACCUGAAUUUUGAAAUAAGGGGAAACGAGAAGAUUGGAAUUGUUGGAAGGACUGGAGCUGGAAAGAGUUCAAUAAUUGCUGCUCUUUUUCGCCUCACUGAAUCACAAGGGUCAAUUUUCAUUGAUAGAGUGUCCACCAAGACAUUAGGCUUGCACGAUCUGAGAAGAAGCAUUUCAAUCAUUCCACAAGAUCCUGUUCUCUUCUGCUCCACAAUAAGAUAUAACUUGGACCCGUUUAAUGAAUUUUCUGAUACCGAACUGUGGCAGGUUCUUAAAGAGGUUAAUUUGGCUGAUGCUGUGCCAUCUAUAGAUUUUAAAGUUUCCGACGGGGGUGGAAAUUUUAGCGUGGGCCAGCGUCAACUUGUAUGCUUGGCGAGAGCAAUUUUGCGGAAAAAUAAAAUAAUUGUACUUGAUGAAGCUACCGCGAACGUAGAUUACAAUACGGAUGCAUUUGUACAACAAACCAUACGAAAAAAAUUUGCUGAUUGUACAAUAAUAACAAUUGCUCACAGAUUGAACAGCGUUAUUGAUAAUGACCGGAUUCUUGUGAUGGACAAUGGUUGCAUUGCAGAAUUUGAUACUCCAGCAAAUCUACUUCGUAAUCCUGACAGUUUAUUCGCCCUCAUGGUAAAUCAAUCUGGAGCAGUCACAGAAAUUGGAAAAAUUAUAACCGGUUAACUUGGCCUGCAUGAUGUAUGACGUAACAAUAAUAAAAGUAUUGUGGUGAAAAAUAUUA
Folsomia candida is the source of this 4425-nucleotide messenger RNA. RefSeq names its product multidrug resistance-associated protein 4. The transcript is spliced from 30 exons. Gene Ontology annotation, molecular function: ABC-type transporter activity; ATP binding; ATP hydrolysis activity. The coding region runs from base 450 to 4367 and encodes 1305 amino acids. The record is from RefSeq and is a predicted model, not a curated record. Lineage: Eukaryota; Metazoa; Arthropoda; Collembola; Entomobryomorpha; Isotomidae. Gene Ontology annotation, biological process: transmembrane transport. Gene Ontology annotation, cellular component: membrane.